Molecule: messenger RNA, 7528 nt
Organism: Sphaerodactylus townsendi
Lineage: Eukaryota; Metazoa; Chordata; Lepidosauria; Squamata; Sphaerodactylidae
Gene: CBLB
Product: Cbl proto-oncogene B
Exons: 20
Coding region: 890-3823 (977 amino acids)
Biological process (GO): negative regulation of epidermal growth factor-activated receptor activity; cell surface receptor signaling pathway
Cellular component (GO): membrane raft; plasma membrane
Molecular function (GO): SH3 domain binding; calcium ion binding; phosphotyrosine residue binding
Source: RefSeq, a predicted model, not a curated record
CCCCCGUUUGCCCUCUCGACUUGUUAGCGGCCGCUGGUCUAGCCCGGUCCCUAUCACGUGUCCUCGCAACAGCUUCCUCGAACCCCCCUCGCGCGAACCACGGUUGAGAUUGAGCCUAGUUAGCGGGGGCAGGGAGGAGAACGAGCUUUGUUCUUUGGAGCGCGCAGGCGCUGUGCGGAGUCUCGUAGGGGGGUUCAGGGCAGCGGGGAGAUACGCGCAAGUAAGAGUCAGCCUUCAUCGCCGGCGGAGGGGGCUGGGCUCGGCUGCGGCGGGGCUGGGCUCCGCCCCUCAGGACCACCCCUCCACGCCCCUCUGUGUCGCGCAGCGGAGAGGGCGCGGGGAAGCCGGACCGCUGCGACGGGGCCCGCGGCGGCGGAUCGUCUCCCCAUGUUUCCUUGUUCGAUACCGGCGACGGCAACGACUGAGGGGAGCGGCGUCCCGUCGGGGCUGGCUUGGCUGUGGUUGUCCCCCGAGGAGAGAAAGGGCGAGUGCCGUGUGGGUGGCGGAGGCUGCAGAUGCGGGGGACGGGGAGCGCCCCGGGAGCAACCGGAACCAGGAAAACUGCUGGGAUUUAACACAGGCGCUGCCGAGGAAUGUUGUGGCCCUGAAGGAGAAAGAAAGAACAGAGCUAGGGAGAAGACUCGGUUGGGAUACUCGCGAGGAGAGACAGACCUCCGGCUCUCCUAAACUGGUCCCAGAAGGAAGGGAGACCUGCUGCCUGGAGGCUUCUUGGAGACUCGGUGCUGACUUAAGCCUUCCAACUUUUUUUUGUUUGCUCCUGCUUUUUGGAUUUUUGUUGAGAUCUUAUAUUGUUUUAUACACACGUUGCAAAUACCGGUACCUAAGUAUCGCACGCAGUUGCCAACUUUCUUAUAAAUUAAGAUCCCAGAUGGCCAGUUCCCUCAACGGCCGGAACCCAGGUGGCCGAGGAGGAAAUCCCCGCAAAGGACGUAUUCUGGGCUUCAUUGAUGCUAUUCAGGAUGCAGUUGGCCCUCCCAAGCAAGCAGCUGCUGAUCGCAGGACUGUAGAAAAAACCUGGAAGUUAAUGGAUAAAGUGGUAAGACUUUGUCAGAAUCCUAAACUUCAGUUGAAGAACAGUCCUCCUUACAUACUUGACAUUUUGCCAGACACCUAUCAACACUUGCGACUUAUAUUGAACAAGUAUGAUGACAACCAGAAACUUGCACAGCUCAGUGAAAAUGAAUAUUUUAAAAUCUACAUUGACAGUCUCAUGAAAAAAUCAAAACGGGCUAUAAGACUUUUUAAAGAGGGGAAAGAGCGGAUGUAUGAGGAGCAAUCUCAGGACAGGCGAAAUCUCACAAAGCUUUCCCUCAUCUUCAGUCACAUGCUUGCAGAAAUCAAGGCAAUCUUCCCUAACGGCCAGUUCCAGGGUGACAACUUCCGUAUUACAAAAGCUGAUGCUGCAGAAUUCUGGAAGAAGUUUUUUGGGGAUAAAACCAUAGUGCCUUGGAAAGUGUUCCGGCAGUGUUUGCAUGAGGUGCAUCAGAUUAGUUCUGGUUUAGAGGCAAUGGCUUUGAAAUCUACUAUUGAUUUGACUUGCAAUGACUACAUUUCAAUUUUUGAAUUUGACAUCUUUACAAGAUUGUUUCAGCCUUGGGGCUCAAUAUUAAGGAAUUGGAACUUCUUAGCUGUGACACAUCCUGGAUAUAUGGCAUUUCUGACUUACGAUGAAGUGAAAGCAAGAUUGCAGAAAUACAGCACCAAACCAGGAAGCUACAUUUUCAGAUUAAGUUGCACUCGACUGGGACAAUGGGCCAUUGGAUAUGUCACUGGCGAUGGAAAUAUUUUACAGACCAUACCUCACAAUAAGCCUUUAUUUCAAGCUUUGAUUGAUGGCAGCCGGGAAGGAUUCUAUCUGUACCCAGAUGGACGAAGUUAUAACCCUGAUUUGACAGGACUAUGUGAACCCACACCGCACGAUCACAUAAAAGUUACCCAGGAACAGUAUGAAUUGUAUUGUGAAAUGGGUUCUACAUUCCAACUUUGUAAAAUUUGUGCAGAGAACGACAAAGAUGUGAAGAUUGAACCUUGUGGACAUCUGAUGUGCACUUCCUGCCUUACUGCAUGGCAGGAAUCUGAUGGUCAAGGGUGUCCUUUCUGCCGCUGUGAAAUAAAAGGAACUGAGCCGAUCAUUGUUGAUCCCUUUGAUCCCAGGGAUGAAAACACCAGGUGCUGCAGCAUUAUGGAUAGCUUUAGUAUACCCAUGCUUGACUUGGAUGAUGAUGAUGACAGAGAAGAGUCUUUAAUGAUGAGUCGGCUAGCUUCUGUGCGAAAGUGUAAUGAAAGGCAGAAUUCCCCUGUGACAUCCCCAGGAUCUUCUCCACUUGCACAAAGAAGAAAACCUCUUCCUGAUCCUCUGCAAGGGCCUCAUCUUAACCUUCCACCAGUGCCUCCUCGACUGGAUCUCAUUCAGAAAGGUGUUGCUCGAUCCCCUUGCGCCAGCCCUACCAGUUCACCAAAGUGUUCUCCAUGCAUGGUGAGGAAACAGGACAAGCCUCUUCCUGCACCACCACCACCUGUGCGUGAUCCUCCCCCACCUCCACCAGAAAGGCCCCCUCCCGUUCCACCAGAUAACAGAUUAAGUAGACACAUGCAUCAUCCUGAAAGCGUGCCUUGCAGAGACCAGCCUAUGCCACUUGAAGCCUGGUGCCUCAGAGAGGUGUGUGGAACAAAUCAAAUGGUUGGAUGUCGAAUAGUAGGGGGUGAAGCUUCACCAAAACCUGGACUCACAGCAAGCUCAAAUAUGAAUGGAAGGCACUGUCGAAUGAGUUCUGACCCAGGAUUUCUGCGAAAACACAGACGUCAUGAUAUGCCUUUAGAAGGUGCCAAGGUAUUUUCAAAUGGCCAUCUAGGAAAUGAAGAAUAUGAUGUACCAGUUCGGCUCUCACCCCCUCCUUCAAUUGGUGCUGCCCUGCCUAAUAUGAAGUGUCCUGUUUCUGUUGUAAAUCCCCUCCCUGAGAAACCAAGGGAACAUGUAGAAGAUGAUGAGUAUAAGAUUCCUUCAUCCCAUCCUGUACCUUUGACAUCACAAUCGCCUCAUUGUCAUAAUAUAAAGCCUCACAUCCGUGUAUGUGAGAACGGUCAGUGCUCUGGAGCAAUUGAAAUGUACAGUGCAGCCUCUGAAAUGAAAAGACUGAAACAUCCAGAAAUAGGAGAUGCCUUUGAUCCUACAGUUCCAAUACCUCUGCCACCCGCACGGCCUCCUAUCAAGGACAACUUGAAACAUGGCUCAGUACUGAAUAGAACACCCUCUGAUUAUGACCUGCUUGUACAUCCUCUAGAAGAUGCAGUUGACAACCCACCAUCCUCACUUCCUCCGCCGCCACCCCCUGCACGUCACAGCCUCAUUGAGCAAACAAAACCAUUUGGUGCAGGCAACAGACCUUUGUCAGGACACGAACUUUACCUUCCCCCUGCAGAACUUUUAUUUGAUCCAGUAAAUGGCUUAGUUCCCUUGCCUCCAGUUCGAAGGUUAACUGGUGAAAACAUGAAAACCCACAGAACAUCCCAGGAAUAUGACCAGCUUCCGUCUUGUUCAGAUGGUUCACAGGCACCAGCCAGACCUCCUAAACCACUUCCUCGCAGGACUGCUCCAGAAAUACAUCAUAGGAAGGCACAUAAUUCUGGCAUCUCUUCAGAAAACGUUGAUGCGAAAAUUGCAAAACUCAUGGGUGAAGGCUAUUCAUUUGAAGAAGUAAAGCGGGCCCUUGAAAUAGCUGAGAAUAACCUUGAUGUAGCACGGAGCAUCCUGAGAGCAUUUGCCUGCUUUCCUCCACCUACUUCCCCACGCCUUAAUCUAUAGCAGUAUGAAAAGCCAGUUCACCAUGUGCAUGAGUGAGAUCAUGACAUCUGAUGUGAUAUGGGGUUCAAGAGACACUUCUUCGCAAAGCAUCUUCAAAGUGUCAAGGUCUAGCAGUUGUUUGGGUUUUUUUAAAGAACUGCUCAGUUCAAGACACAAGUGGAUUGGAACUUCUGUAUUUUUGCUAGCCAUACUUUUUUGAAUCAGGGUUGAACUGACAAAUAAUUUAAAGAAGUUUACUUCCCAUGAACUUUUAAUCUGUGAAGUGCAUUUUUUCAUGUUUACAGAGUGGUGAGUGACCAUUUUCAGGCUGAUAGUCCUCCUGUGUUGUUCAUAUUUUCUAUUCCUGUGUGGUAUUUUCACAUAUUUUUGUACUGACCAGAAUCAUCAGAGUCAUUUAUUUCUUCCUAAAUGUCCUCUCCAUUUCCAUCCCUUUUUUCAGAAAGCUUUAAUGGUUUUUUGCAUUUCAGUAUCAAGCAAAUGCAGGAAAAAUGUGGCCUUCACUACUGAUAUUUUUUUCUGGUAUACUUUUGCUAUUGUGUGUGAGAGAAAAAUGAAUGGUAAUACAUUGUUUUGUCUUUAUACUGAUUUUCGUAAAGGCAUUUUGACCACGACGAUGGGCAGCUUUCUUGGACAUGUGACCGGCAGGCUUCAGUGCCUAUGUGAUUACAUUAUUAAAAUACGAAUCCAUAUUAAAAUGCAUGAUGCAGUAGUACCACCGAAUAUACAAAGUAAUGUGUAAAUCAUUUCUGGUGCAGAUUUUACAAAUCCAAAUAUAUGUGUUAAAAAUUCUUCAGUUUCACGAUGAAGUUGGUAUUAUUCAUUUAUGUGCUUUUCAUGCCUUGAAUAUCUUCAGGCAUAUUCCACAGAUCCAUCUUACUGAACUAUGUUAGUAAUAGCCUGGUAAAUUACAGUCCUCUCCUCUGGAAAAUGGAUGCAGUUAAUUUCCUGUUUGAGUGAUUAUUUUCCAGUUCAUCACAAGUUUAGGGACAAGUUCAUGUACAGCUGGAAACUUUAAAUCUUGACUGGUGUACUGUUAAGUCUUAAUGCUGCAGUAGCACUAUUUUUUGAAAAGCAUUUAAUUAUGCCACACUGUUACCGUAAGAAUAUUUAGGGCCCAGAUCAGCUGGUCCCACAAUAUCCGCUGUCUUGGAGAUAGCAUAAAAUUUUCUGCCUUGAGUGUCACAGCAGUGUCCUAUACCCUUUAUUUGGAAUUGUUUUUAGAAAUCAUGUCAUCUAGCAUCAUUACAACGUUACAUAGAUUUUUUGAAACUCAAAAACCGACAGCAUGUAUCAUAUGCUGAUAGCAUUUACAUUGAAACCACAAUGAUUAUAUAUCAGUUUUGCUCCGAAACAUCUUUAUAACCGAAUGAAUGUGCGAUGUCCUCACUGAAGCUCUUGAUCAGAAGCAUUUGAUAUAGGAUACUAUUACUAAGCCAGAAUUUAUAAUUAUUUGAUUCAAAAGUUAAUUCUGAAAAAUGGCAAAGCUUCGCAAAACUGAAUAUCACUGUUAAGUAUGAGAAAAUUACUUUUUAAAAACCUGAAGACUUAUUUUAGUACAUAAAUACCUAGUAGCAUACUGCUAAGUUGAAUUGCAUUUUGCCUAGGAAAAAGCUUAAAAGUGUAACUUCUUUUAUUAAACAAAAUUAUUGUAACAAGUGAGCAGACUGAUUCUCAUGCAGCAGUUUCUCCAGUCAUAGCUUUUGUCUGGUUUUUAAAUACAAAGUUUAGGACAAACGGUGAAUAUUUCUCCCUCUGCAUGACAAUUUAAUUUUCUGUUUUUUUAAGUAACAAUUAUAAAUUAUCAUUGAGUGUGGGGUUUCAAUUGUGAAAGAAUUGUACUUAUUUUUGAGGCGAAAUGCUGAUUUAAAUCUUGUAAAUUGCACAAACUAAGGACCAAGCACAGUGUAUCACUGUAUGUUACCAUAACAGAUUUUGCAGCGAUCAUGAUAGAGGUAGACAUAUGACACAUGCUGGAAUUUGUCAUUAAUAGAACAGGUUUGUGAAUAAUCACAUCAUUUGAAUCUGACAGAACUACCAGAUCAUUCUUGAGCAGGUUACAAGAACAGUAUAUCCCAAUGAAGCAUAUUCACACAAAUGCAAGACCUAUUCUGAAAAUUAUCAUGCAGAUGAGAAAAAAAUAUAUAUAUUGAGUGAGAAGUAUCUCUAUUAAGCUAACGGUGAUAGUUACUGCUGUUGGAUUAGUGUUUGUUGUACACAAAUUAGCAGCCUUAAAAAUAUAAGGGGCAAGGAUCUAUUCUCUACAGAGUCCUUAUAUUACACAAAAGAAAGGCUUGUUCAUACAAGUACAUGUUAUAUUGAAGCACACAACCCUGUGCUUGAUAGCACAUAUUCCAAAUGGGUCUAAUUCAUAGCAUUUACAAUAGGUGCUAGGUUAAAACAGAGGAACUGAGAGUACUUGUUCAAGAGUUUUAAUGGAUCAUCCUACCACCCUUUUCACUUCUUUCAGCAUUUCAUUGCAUAGGGGUAAAUUCUGCUGAAUCAAAUGGCAAACCAACAAUGCUAAUAUUUUCAACAAUAUGCAGUUCAAACUAACCUUCAGAUGUUUGUUAAAAUGAGUGAAGAGAAGGGGGUACACCAAAGCAAAAUGAAAGCAAAGAAAUUAAUGGUGCACAGUGAAACAAAUUCUUUAAUUUGUUCUAAAUAUUUUUUAAACCUAAAUAAUUUUUGCAAUUCCUAUGUGUUCCGGAUGCAGUUUUGCCAGAGGAAAUCGUUCAGAUUCUUUUUAGUAAUAUCCCUGUGCAUGCAUUACUUUAAUGCAUUGCCUUAAUGCAUUCAUGGGAAAGUUACUAAAAAGAAUCUGAAAGAUUUCCCCUAACGAAACUGCACACAGAACACACAAAGACUGUAAAAUUAUUGAAGAAUUCAUUUCUCUUUGCACCAUUUGUUAAAAUGUGUGCCGGUAUUAGUAACUUGAUAAAAGUCUUUAGUCAAAUGUCCAUUUUAUCACAAGAGAACACUGAUGAGAAUAAUGUGAAUCGAAUUUGUACCGGAAGCACCAUCACUCCAUAUUGAAGCUUUACUUUGCACUGACCUGGUAAUUGUUUUAAUUUGUGUCUUAAAGCCUGAUGAAUUUGGAAGCAGACUAGUAUAUUUUAAAUCGGGUACCGCCUGCUGACCUGGAACAUAGCGCUUCUAGGGCUGGUUUCUUGAAAGGAUUGCAAUAUUUUUCAUUUUUGAAGGUUUAUUUUCUAAAUAACUAUUUUAUCUGAAAAUGCCUUUUAUAGACUUGUCUAAUGUGGCAAACAUAGUGUUGUGAUCAAUUUAUAUUUUAUUCGGUGUUUUUUUUAUUCUGAAUAUUAUGUAACCUCAAGUAACUUUAUCUGUUCUUGUAAGGUAUUUUAUAAAAAUUAAUGUUAACAGAAUGCUGUGUUUAUCAUUUAUGUUUCAAUUAAUUUGUUUCUCUAAAGUGUUUGCUGUAUGUUAUAAAUAUGAAUAUGCUUUUACAAUGGAUAAAAAUAGACAUGGGGGGUGACUGCUGAUUUUGGUUUUUAUCUCAGGAUCCAAGAUAUGAUCAUGAAUGCCUGUAUGUCUCUAUACCCUGCUUGGGCCACUGAGACAAGCAUUUGGCUACUGGAAACAUUAUUGUGGACCUUAGUCUGACUUGGCAGGGCUUUUAAUUGCAGCAUUUGAUAAUUUUCCCUUGAGUCGAAUUAAAGAGUUGGUUAUUACCCCUAAAUCCUAAAA